AUGUCAGUAAAUACCAAAUUCUCUAUGAUCGAUCAUAGUUAUGGAAAAAGUAAGAUUAAACUUCUAUACGUCAAUAAAGAGAAUAAUCGUCAUGAUGCCGCCGAAUACGAAAUUGAUAUAAUGUUAAAAUUAGACAAUAUUAAUGAUUACACAAUAGAAUGCAAUAAAAGUGUAAUUGCAACUGACUCUCAGAAGAAUACAGUGUAUAUUUUAGCGAAAAAGUACGGCAUCAAGAGUCCAGAAGAGUUUGGACAGCAAAUAUGCAAACAUUUUUUAGGAACUUAUCAGCAAGUUACAUCUGUAACAGUUAAUAUUGCUAAACUGCCAUGGAACCGAAUAAAUAUCAAUGGAUCAGAGCACAAUCACGCAUUUUUUUCAUGUGGAAACAAUGCCAUUGAUACUAGUGAAACAAGAAUAGCUACAAUCUCUCAACGAAGAAAUAGUCCACUAAUUGUUUCUGCUGGAAUAGAAGGAUUAAGCCUAUUGAAAACGAGCCAGUCUGGCUUCACAGGCUUUGUAAACGAUGAAUAUCGUACUUUACCAGACCACAAGGAUCGGAUAUUUAAAACCAUUGUUUCUGCAAGCUGGGAAUAUCAGAAAACUUGUUGUUCAUCAAUAGAUUAUGAUAACCUAUAUAAUAGGAUCAGAAAUAUUACAAUAGAAGCAUUUGCCGGUAAUUGCAAAGACGGAAUUUACUCUUCGUCUGCACAGAGUACAUUGUUUAGAAUCUGUGACCAAAUAUUAAAAAAUAUUGCCCAGAUAUCCGAAAUUACCAUGAAAAUACCAAACAUACAUUAUUUAGAUUUAGAUUUUACAAGAUUCAACAAAGUAUUGUCUGAUGAAAUAAAAAACGCUCAUCAAGUUUAUCUUCCUCUGGAGAAACCAUAUGGAGUUAUAUUUGGAACCUUAAAACGCAAUUCAAGCAAACUUUAA
Dalotia coriaria is the source of this 933-nucleotide messenger RNA. RefSeq names its product Urate oxidase (gene Uro). Gene Ontology annotation, molecular function: urate oxidase activity. The record is from RefSeq and is a predicted model, not a curated record. NCBI's taxonomy places the organism in Eukaryota, Metazoa, Arthropoda, Insecta, Coleoptera, Staphylinidae. The transcript has 3 exons. Gene Ontology annotation, cellular component: peroxisome. Bases 1 to 933 code for a protein of 310 amino acids. Gene Ontology annotation, biological process: purine nucleobase catabolic process; urate catabolic process.